AUGAAGUUCGAUCUUGCUAUCUUAUUGUAUUACAUACUUGGACAUCAAAUGAUCGGUACAUUGUCCGUUCAGACUGAAUCAAAAAGUAAAGAGUUGACUUCAGGAUUUUCAAAAGUUUCACCAAACAAUAUAAUACAAGGAAAGUUUUAUCACAGUGCAGCCUUCAGAAAAAAAGCAUGUGCCCUUUUUGAAGGACCACCAAGUUGUGCCAAUAUUGUGAAAACAAAUACUUCACUAUUCACUCACUUUGGUAUACUAGCAGAAAUGUCAGACAAUCAAAUGGAACCUUUAUCAGUAAAUAAAUUUAAUGAAAUUGCAGGAAAUCAAAGAUAUGAAUAUUUUGCAACGAGAAGUUGUAAAUUUAUUAUGGAACAAGUAACAACCAAGAAAAUGCCACAUUAUGAAAGACCUCACUGUAGUGUUGUUCAGUUUAUUCCAUCAGAUCAAAAAACCAUGUUUGCUGUAAUCGAUAUAGUUUAUGAUUCAAUUAAAGCAACACAACUAUCUGACCAAACUUUACUUGGAACAUUGAAACAAAAUAACAGAUUUCAUAUUAAUGGGAAAAACCUCAGUAAAAUUCAUAUUAAAAUCAUUUCUAAUACAAUGAAAAGAACAUGUAAGGAUUGUCAAUCAGUUUGCCCAUCGAAUUCAUAUUGUGUAGAUGUGAUGAAUGGAAUCAGUUGUGCAUGCAGAUUUGGAUGGAAAAAAGUAGGAGGAUAUAGUCGUUCAGAGUAUUGUACAUUACAUCCGAUUUCAAUAAUUCUUCUAAUUAUUGGCUCACUACUACUGAUAAUACUACUUAUUUUGGCUGUGUAUUUCUCAAGAAGGAUUACUAUAACAAGAUAUCUAAAACGAGUUCAAAAAAAGCAUAAUACACUAGAGGAAAACUCUGCUACUUGA
Molecule: messenger RNA, 900 nt
Organism: Schistosoma spindalis
Lineage: Eukaryota; Metazoa; Platyhelminthes; Trematoda; Strigeidida; Schistosomatidae
Source: the annotation of a GenBank genome assembly